AUGGAGUCGAGCGUUAUUGAAAAAAAUGUUGAAGAUGUUGCCAGUGCAACAACAAAUAUUCAUUCGGAUAAUUAUGAGAAUACAUUAGUUAAUAUGGAAGAUGAUGAUAUUUUAAAUUAUCUUGCAAUGAUCGAUAAUGUCGAUACAGAGAUUCAACGACAAAAACAAGAACAACAAAAUCUAAUUAAUAGUAUUGCUGCUGAAGAAUGCAUGUACAAUCAGUUAAAAGAAAAGAAACAAACUGAUGAUGAAAUGCUGAAAAAUAAAAGAAAAUACAUAGAUAAAUUGGUUAUCAACGAGAGUCAAAUAGAUGUAUCCAUCGAAUUGUUGCAAGACGAUCGAAAAAAACUUGAAGAAAAAAUCUCGUGUAAUAAAGAAAAUAAUGUUGAAAACAUGUCGUGCAAUCAAGAAAAUGAUAUUCAACAUUUAAGUUUAGAAUUAUUUAAACAUAAAUAA
Rotaria sp. Silwood2 is the source of this 456-nucleotide messenger RNA. Lineage: Eukaryota; Metazoa; Rotifera; Eurotatoria; Philodinida; Philodinidae. The record is from the annotation of a GenBank genome assembly.